AUGAAGCCAACCACCCCAUCAUAUCCCUGUUCUAUUUUACUUAAAGAUGGACUCUCUUUUCAAGACGAUAUUCCAAAGGUUUCAUCUUUGAAAAUAGACAUUGAAGCUCUUCAAUCUUCUUAUCUUCCUAGUGGUGACAUUAUAGUAAUAACUAAGUCUGGUGCUGUGGUGUACAGUAAAGAGACCAAAGAAGUUAUAUUCCAAGUCGACCUUCCAAACAUCGAGAAAUUCAGUUAUAGUCCACAAGGAAGAUAUUUAGUCUUCUGGCAAUUAAUUCCUCUUCAAUACGUCCAAGGCGAGAAUGGGCCACAAAAGGUGAAACAAGAGGAAAAGCCAACUUUACACGUUUUUGAUACUAAACACCCCAAAGACCCUAUAUACUCGGUCAUGCAAAAGAACAUCCAAAUCUGGCCGAUCAUUCAAUUUAAUAUUAAUGAGACGUUAAUGGCCCAUUUAGCUUCCACAGUCUAUUUCUAUGAUGUUUCCGAGUCUCGCAUCACAAAAGCUGAGAAACAGUACAACGCAACGGUAGUGAGGAAUUUCGCGUGGUGCAAAAGCGCGGACUCCCCAAAUCUGUUUGCAGGGUUCUCCCCGGAGAACGCUAAGAAGUCACAACCUGCACGUCUCUUUGUGUCGAAUUAUCCAAAUAUUGGAUCGACGAUCACUUCAACUUCAUUCUUCAAAGCACAGUUCUCUGAGCUGAAAUGGUCUCCGAAAGGCAAUUUAGUGAUCUGUAAAGCACAGACUUCCGUCGAUUCGAGCGGACAAAGUUAUUAUGGAGAAAGUACUUUACACUUCGUUUCAAUAGCAGACUCUUCAAAGAACGCAACUCUUCCGCAACCGACCGGACCUGUUUAUGAUGCCGUCUUUAAUUCCGAUGGGACACUUAUGGCGAGUGUCGCGGGGUAUAUGCCCGCUACCGUCGAAGUGUUUAAAGUGCUUCAAAGUGGGAAGUUUAUAUCUGUGAAGAAGUUUGAGAAUCAAAGUCGGAACGAAUUGAAGUUUUCACCGAACGAUCAAUUUUUGGCGGUCGCAGGGUUCGGGAAUUGUCCCGGAGAAGUCGACGUGUAUGAAACAACCACGUGGAAAAUGGUCAGUGAAUUUGAAGCGCAUUGUACGACGGAAUGGAAUUGGACAAGUGACUCGAAAAGUGUAGUGUUCUGUGGGUGUUUCCCACGUCGCCAUUUUGAAAACUUCAUUAAAAUUUGUAACGUUUUUAACGUACAAGAGAAAAGCGUUGAUUUUGGAGACAAACUACUUCAUCUCUUUUUAAAACCAACCCCCAUUAAUAUGGAUAAAGUAGAGGGAACUACUAUUAUAGGUAAAAAGAAAGAAGAAUCUCAAAGUGCGUAUGUCCCCCCUUCACUGAGAGGUGCGAAAAAAGAUUGUGACGAAUAUGACCCAAUGCCCGCUCCAGGACAAAAAUCAACUCGAAAGAAACACACAAAAAAAGUGAAUAAAAAAGCAAAAAAAGCAGAUGACGAUUUGUACGACUUUUAA
Messenger RNA from Entamoeba invadens IP1, 1500 nucleotides. Its product is annotated as eukaryotic translation initiation factor 2A, putative. Bases 1 to 1500 code for a protein of 499 amino acids. Gene Ontology annotation, cellular component: cytosolic small ribosomal subunit. NCBI's taxonomy places the organism in Eukaryota, Evosea, Mastigamoebida, Endamoebidae. The transcript has a single exon. The record is from RefSeq and is a predicted model, not a curated record. Gene Ontology annotation, molecular function: translation initiation factor activity; ribosome binding; tRNA binding. Gene Ontology annotation, biological process: translational initiation.